GCUGUAUGCUUUCUCCGCUCCCAAUCCAAGUCGUAUCUUGGAGCAAAAGACUCCUCCAUCCCUCGCGCUGCUUAGUUGCUGCCAACGAGAUCACAAGGAAGGGGAAGGGAAUCGAGGAAGAGAGGGCCGUAGAUUAUUUACCUUUUACUUCUUCUGGAAGAAGGCGGGCCUCGGGAUCUCGGAUGGAGAUGGAGACGAGUCAGCAGUCGCCGGAUCGUAUCGACUCACUAGAACCUUUGGAAUCAUCAAUUGCGGAUGAUAACCAGAAACCUGUUGAUGUUGAGAACUCAAAUGAACAGCCACCUUCUGAUAAAGAUGAGAAAGUGAUGACCUCUAAUGCCACCCAUGAUACGAAUAUCAUGGAUCACUCAGCAGAUUCACAAGGCCAUUUGGAUUCUUCCGAUGCAGUUAGUGGCCACAGUACAAUUUAUCCACCAAACCUUUUUGCCCCUCAGGCACAGUCCUUCUUCUUUAGAGGAUAUGACAAUCCGAUUGGUGAUGAGUACUCUCCAUAUUUAAAUGCCGAAGGCCUAGAAGUUGGUUCGGUUGGUGUCUACAAUGAGAAUCCUUCAUUCUUAUAUCAUACUGGAUAUGGGUACAGUCCUCAAAUGCCUUAUGGACCCUAUUCCCCUGUUACGACGCCUCUACCUUCUAUUAGUGGAGAUGGUCAACUAUACUCCACUCAGCAAUUUCAGUUCCCAGGCACAUACUACCAGCAGCCAGCUCCUCCUAACAUGCCAUAUCUGCCUUCGCCAACUUCAAUACCACAAGCUGAUUUGACAUUGCCAAUUGAUCGACAAGGACUAUUUCCUGUCAAUACCCAAAAUUUCAACACCCAGCUGUUUGGACCAAGACCUGGUUAUCAGCUAUCCUAUGGUUCUUUUGGUAGAGAUUGGUUGAGAUCCCCAGAAGGGACGAGGACUGUGACUCCAUUAUUAUCACCAGCAGCUUCACCUCAACCAGUUGGUGCCCCAGUGUCAUUUGGGCAAAACACCAUGCCUCCAACUUUUGGAAUGGCUUCACAACAACAGAGAUCUUUAUAUGGUUUUGGGACCUCUGUGAAUUCUAUAGACAGAGCGUACCCCCCUCGUGGGCUGUACCAUGGUAGCACCUUUGAGGCAUCUUUUUCCAGCUCAGGAAUUAAGGACCAGAGCUUAAUUGAUGCAGACAGAAGUAGGAGUCGAGGCAAGGGAACUUUAUGCAAUCGCAAUGGCACUCUUGAUUUUCUUAAUGAACAAAACCGAGGGCCAAGAGCAAAUAGAUUAAAGAAUCAGAUGACUGAACACAACUCAUCACUUGACAAUGACAAUUUCAGUUCUACUUCGUUGGUUGAUCGUAAAUUGUACAAUAGUGCUGACUUUGUUACAGAGUACAAGGAUGCCAAGUUUUUCAUUAUUAAGUCUUACAGUGAGGAUAAUGUUCACAAAAGCAUUAAGUAUGGUGUUUGGGCUAGCACUUCUAAUGGGAACAAGAAGUUGGAUUCUGCAUACCAUGAAGCAAAAAAGAAAGAAGAUCCUUGUCCAGUUUUCUUAUUUUUCUCGGUAAAUGCAAGUGCACAUUUCUGUGGGGUAGCUGAAAUGAUUGGACCUGUUGAUUUUGAAAGGAGUGUGGAUUACUGGCAGCAAGACAAGUGGAGUGGUCAAUUCCCUUUAAAGUGGCAUAUGGUGAAAGAUGUACCAAACAAUCUAUUUCGGCAUAUUAUUCUUGAAAACAAUGAAAAUAAGCCUGUCACCAACAGCAGAGACACUCAAGAGGUGAAAUUGGAACAGGGUUUGGAGAUGCUAAGCAUUUUUAAGAAGCAUGAAUACGAAGUAUCGAUUCUAGAUGACUUUGAGUUUUACGAGGACAGGGAGAAAGCUAUGCAGGAGAGGAAGGCUCGUCAGCAGCUAUCCAAUUUGGCAGCGCCUGGCCCAGUAGCUAUUGAAGAUGAUCGAAGGAACCCUGCUGCGAACUCUGGGGAUUUCAUAAGCCAGAUAUCAGGGAACUUUGCUCAUGCUGUCAGGUUGGAAGAAAGAAGUAAAUCUGGCCCAUCAACAGAGAAGAGUAGUUCCCUAAGCACUGUUGUUACUUCCAAGAGUGAUAGUAUAGAGAAACCAGCAACAACUGUAACAACUAGCAGCUAGCAUUAUCCAGGAGUAUAAGCCUCUUGUGCAGACUGCAAACCACUUGAUGUUCAGAAUGACCAAUGACUAGGUUUGGUGAAGUAGGCAUUGUGAAAGCUGCUGAGUAGGAUUGCUAGUAUUACCGAAGCAGUUGUACAAUUUGUUGGCCAUUCUAAGAAAAAGGGAAAAGAAUAGAAAAGGGAAAAUCAAACUUUUAUUUUCUUUUCCCUUAUUUCCUUUCACUGGUGAUCUCUAGCAGAAAUGGAGUUCUCUACCAGCUUUUAUGGAGAUCCAUUUGAGUGGCAGAUGAAUAAUUGACUUUAUCUUUCAGUUCUGACUCCUUUGGUCUUAGUUCUAUUGUUUCACUAGUACCCACCAUGAAGAAGCUGAAAUGUUUCAAGUAAUACUUGGUAAUGUCGCUGACAUGUUCAAGAGGUUAUUGCCUAUUGUUACAUAAUUCAUUGUUGCACUAGACCAUUCCGUUCGAUAUCGUUAUUAUGAGUGGCUUUAUGACCAA
This is a messenger RNA of Musa acuminata subsp. malaccensis (wild Malaysian banana), 2619 nucleotides long. RefSeq names its product YTH domain-containing protein ECT4. Gene Ontology annotation, cellular component: cytoplasm. Lineage: Eukaryota; Viridiplantae; Streptophyta; Magnoliopsida; Zingiberales; Musaceae. Gene Ontology annotation, biological process: mRNA destabilization. Gene Ontology annotation, molecular function: mRNA binding. The record is from RefSeq and is a predicted model, not a curated record.